Molecule: messenger RNA, 1991 nt
Organism: Saccostrea echinata
Lineage: Eukaryota; Metazoa; Mollusca; Bivalvia; Ostreida; Ostreidae
Product: conserved oligomeric Golgi complex subunit 6-like
Exons: 19
Coding region: 25-1947 (640 amino acids)
Biological process (GO): intra-Golgi vesicle-mediated transport
Cellular component (GO): COG complex
Source: RefSeq, a predicted model, not a curated record
GCUCUACAUCGAUUGUUUGCCAACAUGACGGAUCGAGAUAGUACUGCUUCGGAAACUUCGUCUACUCCAGCAACUAAUCCUCUGUCAAGGAAGCUGAACAAGAUUCUGGAAACUAGACUUGACAAUGAUAAGGAAAUGCUUGAAUCUCUCAAAGCCUUGUCAACAUUUUUCAUGGAGAACAGUCUUCGAACAAGAAGAAACCUCAGAAGUGAUAUAGAACGCAGGAGCCUGUCUAUAAAUGAGGAAUUUUUACAGACUUUUCAAGGAGUUAAAGAGCAACUUGACAGUGUGUAUGCAGAUGUAAAGGCCAUGAAUGACUGUUGUGAAGAUAUGACAUCACGAUUGAAGGCAGCAAAAGAACAGACCCAGGAUUUAAUAUCUCAGACUACGAAACUCCAUGCUGAAAGUCAAAAGGUACAAAUGAAGUCACAAGUGGCUGAUGUUUUUCUGGAUAAAUUUCAACUGAAAUCAGAGGAAGUUAAGGCCCUUAGAGGAAGUCGAGAUGGAUCACUAAGUCAGGAGUUUUUUACCAGCUUAAACAAAGUCAAGCAGAUUCAUAAUGACUGUAAGAUCUUGCUGAGGACCAAUCAACAAACUGCUGGGUUAGAGAUUAUGGAAGCUAUGGCCCUUCAUCAAGAGUCAUCAUAUGAGAGAUUAUACAGAUGGACCCAGAAUGAGUGUAGAACCUUGACGGGGGACUCCCCUGAUGUGUCCCCCAUGCUUUGUCAGAGUAUGGAGGCCCUUCAGGAUAGACCAGUCUUAUUUAGGUAUUCAUUAGAUGAAUAUGGAACAGCAAGACGUACGGCUGUAGUACGCGGACUUAUUGAUGCCCUCACAAGGGGAGGGCCUGGAGGAACACCAAGACCAAUUGAGUUACAUUCCCAUGAUCCUUUGCGGUAUGUUGGAGACAUGUUGGCAUGGUUACACCAGGCAGCUGCCUCGGAGAAGGAGUAUGUACACACACUGCUGAAAAAAUGUGAAGUUACUUCAGAAAUGAUUCAAGACAUUCUUGGACACAUCUCAGAGGGUGUCUGUAGGCCAUUUAAGGUGAGGGUGGAACAAGUCCUGGUGUCCGAGCAGGAUGCUGUCACACUGUACAAACUCAAUAACCUUCUCAAGUUCUACCACAACACUAUAGGACAGAUACUGUGUAAAGACGCCGCCUUGCUGACCACCAUUACUGAAAUCCAAGACCUCAGCCAUAGGAUGUUCUUCAACAGUCUGAGCUGUCAUGCAAACAAACUGUUGGAUAAAGUGGAGCUGCCCCCUGCUGACCUAUCUACCCCUGCAGCUCUGAGUCAGACGAUGCAGCUGUUGAAGGAUGUUCUGGCCUGCCAUGAUGCUUCUGUUGUAGCAAUUGAUGAUAAGAAACAGGAUUUCAAACAGAUUUUAUCCUGCAUUGUGGACCCCCUUGUUCAGAUGUGUUCUGUUUCUGCGAGCAGACUAAACACAAUUGACAUGGCCUGCUACAUGGUGAACUGUAUAUAUGUAAUGCAAACUACCCUGUCAUUGUAUGAAUUUACAGACACAAGACUGGAAAUGCUACAGGCUCAAGUUGAUGCACAAUUAGACACCCUGGUUAAUGAGCAGGCAGCCAUUGUCUUGAAUCGUGUGGGACUAGCAGAAGCCUACAGGACUGUACAGGCAUACCAACCCAAGCAGGGUCCUCUCUCUUCCCUCCAAGGCAUGGAUGCUGGAACAUUAAAAGCAGCAAUGAUGCAGUUUGACAGCUUUUUGGCCAAUCCUGAUGCAUUAGUCCUGCCACAGUGCAGUCUAAUACUUAGUGCACGGAUACGGGAAUCAAUAAAGAAAAGAUCUAUGGAAUUGAUUAAUGAAUCAUAUCGAAUAUUGUAUGACCACAUCAAAAAUCCAGCAAAUGAAUAUAAAGAACCACAGGGCAUUGUUCCCAGAACACCAGACCAAGUUAUGAAGCUUCUACAUUAUUAACAUGACUUAUGAUUAUUUAUUAUGCCAUAUAAGUAUAUUAUUUU